Molecule: messenger RNA, 2435 nt
Organism: Doryrhamphus excisus (bluestripe pipefish)
Lineage: Eukaryota; Metazoa; Chordata; Actinopteri; Syngnathiformes; Syngnathidae
Product: choline transporter-like protein 1
Biological process (GO): transmembrane transport
Cellular component (GO): membrane
Molecular function (GO): transmembrane transporter activity
Source: RefSeq, a predicted model, not a curated record
GAAGUUUACUUCCGCGUUUAGUUAACGCGUUGAGUUCGGAAAAAUGUCGCCUGUUGCUGAUUGUUUUCUCUGAAGCAGAUAAUCUCAACAGUUGUUCAGUUCGACCGCAAUGAGUUGUGGAAACAAAAGAAGGAAACUUUAACUAAAGAAAAGUCGUCGAAAGUUUUGUUUCACAUCGCGCCAUCUUUUUCUUUACAAUGGGAUGUUGUAGCAGCAAAGAGAGUAAACGUGACUGGAACCCGCUGGAGGAACGAAGCUGCACGGAUAUCCCAUGGCUCAUCAUUUUCAUCCUCUUCUGUAUUGGGAUGGCAUGUAUUUGUGGCUUCACCAUCGUCACCGGAGCUACCACACGGCUUAUCUAUGGAUACGACAGCUAUGGUAACAUCUGCGGUCGAAACAACACCAAGAUCCAGGGAGUUGACCUCAGUGGCCGGAACAUGGUAGACAACAAGUAUGUAUUUUUCCUGGACCCGUGCAGCAUUGACAUCAUAAACAGGAAGAUGAAGAGCAUUUCCCUGUGUGUAUCAAAAUGCCCUGCUACUGAACUGAAGACACACUAUGAUUUGAAGCAGUUUGCUCUGAAUAAUGGAUCUGCACUCUGCACCUAUGAUAUUAGUCCAACAAGAUAUCCGGGUCACGCAGACCGAUUAACUAAAUGUCCCAAGCUUCCCGUUCCACCAAGUAAGUCAGUGCCUUUGUCCCGUCGUUGCAUACCAGCGGACAUCAGCUGCUAUGCAGAACUGGCCGUCUCCUUCUUCAACUUGGUUAUUGACAACAAUAUUAUUAGCCGAGUGGUUGCGGGAGUGAUGGCCAGCAAGGAUAUCAUUGUGGGACUCUGUGCGCUGUCCUUAGUUCUUUCCUUGAUCAUGAUGGUGGUCAUCCGCUACAUCUCUAAAGUCAUGGUGUGGAUUAUCUCCAUUCUCACAGUCAUCGGCACUCUAGGGGGAACAGGCGUCCUCUGGUGGCUGUAUGUGGACCACAGGAACGCUCUUAACAACAACACCACCUCGGUCUUUGGAAAAGAAGUGGCAGCUGAUAACGUGAAGGCACUCCUCGUGUAUGCCAUCUGUGCUACAGUUUUCACGGUGGUUCUCCUGCUGGUCAUGGUGUUUAUGAGGAAGCGUGUGUCUCUGACAAUUUCGCUGUUCCACGUGGCUGGAAAAGUGUUCAUCCAUAUUCCCCUGCUGGUCCUGCAGCCUUUUUGGACCUUCCUCUGCCUCAUGCUCUUCUGGGUCUAUUGGCUGGCUGUGCUCCUCCUCCUGGGACUGGCAGGAAGUCCGGUGAAGAACAACUCCACAAAUUUGGUUGAGUACCAGAUGAGCGGACCUGCUCGGUACUUGGUGUGGUAUCAUGCUGUGGGUCUCAUCUGGAUCAGCGAGUUCAUCCUUGCCUUCCAGCAGAUGAGCAUCGCCGGCGCUGUUGUCACCUACUACUUCACACGGGAUAAAUCUCGACUGCCAUCCACUCCCAUUCUGUCGGCCAUGCUGCGUACCCUCCGCUAUCACCUUGGUACUCUGGCCAAAGGCUCUUUCAUCAUCACAAUGGUCAAGAUUCCUCGUCUCAUUCUGAUGUACAUUCACAGUAAACUCAAAGGAAAAGAGAAUGCGUGUGCCCGCUGCAUGCUAAAAUCAUGCGUGUGCUGCUUGUGGUGUCUGGAAAAGUGUCUGGCAUACUUGAAUCAAAAUGCUUACACGGCCACAGCCAUAAACAGCACCAGCUUCUGCACCUCAGCACGUGAUGCUUUCACCAUCCUCGUGGAGAACGCUCUUCGAGUGGCAGCCAUCAACACUGUGGGCGACUUUGUCCUCUUUUUGGCAAAGGUGCUCAUCGUGGCCUGUACGGCCUUUGCCAGUGUGCUGGCGCUCAACUACCACAGGGAGUACACCGUGUGGGUGCUUCCUCUCCUCAUCAUCUGCCUCUUUGCCUACAUGGUGGCCCACUGCUUCCUCUCUGUGUUUGAAAACGUGGUGGACGUCCUCUUCCUGUGUUUUGCCGUUGACGCAAAGUACAACAACGGCAGCCCUGGACGGGAAUACUUCAUGGACAAGUCUUUGAUGGAAUUUGUUGAAAACAGCAAGAAAAGGGGUCGGUACAAGCCAGAGGACGGAAGCGGACGAGAAAUGAAGGCCAUGGCACAUUAAGGGACGUGUGACAAAAAGAGAGACGAACCAAUUACAUCAUUACUAAUAUGUUGUGGAGAAUAUGCCUUUUUUUGUUUUGUUUUGUGACACUAAGGUUUGGGGUUGUGCUCUUUUAUUUUCUGACACUCCUAGUAAAUAUUUUAUUACAUUUUAAAUAGUAUUUAACAUGGUUUAACAUGUUGGCUUGUAAUUUUAAAACGGUCAAGAGCACAUGUUGAAGCUUUGCAAUAACCUUUUGACUCUUCAAGCUGUAUAUUACUUGUUUUUGUACUUGAAAUAAAACAGAAAAAUGUC